ACUGUUACAAUAAGAGUUAUGAUUAUUUAAUAAAUACUGUUACAGCAUUGAAAUUGAACCCCUAAACUUCAUAUAUUUUCUUAUGAUGAAAGGAUAUUGUGGGAAUUAUUCUCUUAUGGCAUCUUCACAUAAGCCUUUAUUCCUGAAUAUGACUUGGAAACAUGUAAUGCUGACACGGAAAGCCACUUAACUCCUUUGUAAAAUAUUUGCAUCUUUCCGGUUGCUUAACCGCCCAGAUUCUUCCAACACUGACAAAUUUUGCAUUCAGGUUUCUUCUUUCUAUAAAUCGGCAUCAAUCAAUGGACUUUGAUGCAAAGAACACACCUUGGAAUUCUCAACUAGUUGAAGCUGUAGACGCAGCAGUGAUUCAGAAUGAAGAACCAAAUCCAAGGAUCAGUCAUGGGUUUUCCUGUUAGAUCUGUGACAGUGAAAGCUUCCAUUCAUGAACCAAUUGUUGCAUACAGUAGGCCUGCACAAUACGGCGCAUCUCACUUCAAGCAGAAGAAAUUGGACUCCAUCAUUGAUCUGAUAAACAAGUUCAGAAGAAAAGCUGAUAAUCUUGCACAGGGGAUCAGAGAUCAUGUAAGCUUGGGACCAGGAGUCUCUGAAACAGUGAAAGGGAAGUUGAAGUUAGGCACAAGGAUUCUUCAAGCUGGAGGAAUUGAUAGGGUAUUUAAGAAAAGUUUCGCCAUUGUUGAAGAUGAAAAGCUGAUUAAGGCAUUCCAGUGCCUUCUCUCAACCACAGCUGGUCCCAUUCCAGGACUCCUCUUCAUUUCAACAGAGAAAAUAGCCUUCCUCAGCGACCGAUCUCUGGUCUUCAGAUCACCGGAAGGAACUGUUGCCAGGAUUCCUUACAAGGUAUUGAUUCCGCUAAGAAAGAUAAAAAGUGCAAAUAAAAGUGAAGAUUCUAGCAAGCCGAAUCAAAAGUAUAUUCAGAUUGAAACCAUUGAUGAGUUCGAGUUUUGGUUCAUGGGUUUUGUUUUUUAUCAGAGAUCGCUUAAGAAUUUGAAGCAAGUGAUAUCAGAAUCACAAAUGAGCCUUCUGAAGCGAGAUGGAUGAAGAUUAAGGUUAUGAUAUAUGUAGAUAAAAACAGUGAAAUUGCGUUAAGAAAAUUUUGUUAUAAAUGAUAAGAUUGCCACCUAUUUACGGCAAUCCGCUUGUACCACUAAGUUUUUUGAGUUCUCAUCAUGAUUUGUACAGAUUUAUAACAGUACUGCAAGGAAUUGUCUUUGGGAAAUGGUAGCCUGUGUUUUCUUUUUUUCCUUUUUUGUUAGUUUUUUUUCAUUUAAGUACUGUUAUGAUCUGAGUGACUUUAUUGACUGCAUUAAGCUUGAAGUUUACUUGGUUGGAGUUUUAAGGUUUGGUUUCGUUGUGUUUCUCGUGUUUGUUGGAGAACUAAGGAAGUAUCAAUAUGAUGAAUCAAAAAAAAAAGGAAAUUUUGCAUACAUACCACUUAGUUCCUAUGUUUUUACACAAGUAAUAGCUAAACUACAAUUUUUACGUAUGUGCCACCUUAUCUGUGUAUUUCAUUUCUUAAAAGAAA
Messenger RNA from Phalaenopsis equestris, 1543 nucleotides. RefSeq names its product putative GEM-like protein 8. Bases 373 to 1059 code for a protein of 228 amino acids. NCBI's taxonomy places the organism in Eukaryota, Viridiplantae, Streptophyta, Magnoliopsida, Asparagales, Orchidaceae. The transcript has 4 exons. The record is from RefSeq and is a predicted model, not a curated record.